Microthlaspi erraticum is the source of this 399-nucleotide messenger RNA. Lineage: Eukaryota; Viridiplantae; Streptophyta; Magnoliopsida; Brassicales; Brassicaceae. The record is from the annotation of a GenBank genome assembly.
AUGGAAGCAUCGAGACGUCGAUCGCUCGUCGGGAUUAACCGGAAGAGCAAGCGAGCUUUAGAUAUGAACGAACACGAAGACGACGACGAUGUUGCGGCGGCGGAUGAGGAGUCUGACGACGUGAAGGUUUGGGAUACGCUUAGCAAUGGCUUCAAGCGCGCGCAGCUCCUUCUCGAUCGGAACCGCGACUUGAUCCAACGCGUCAACGACAACCACCGUUCUCGAAUCCCUGAUAACGUCGCCAGAAACGUUUCCCUGAUCAACGAAAUCAACGGUAACAUCUCUCGAGUCAUGGAGAUUUACUCCGACUUAUCUCUCAAUUUCACCAAAAGUUUCAACGAGCGGCCGAGCACGGCCAAGAAUGGCGACACUACUACAACUACCACCACCGGUUCUUGA